This is a messenger RNA of Lolium perenne, 833 nucleotides long. RefSeq lists its product as uncharacterized. The record is from RefSeq and is a predicted model, not a curated record. Lineage: Eukaryota; Viridiplantae; Streptophyta; Magnoliopsida; Poales; Poaceae.
GACGCUGCUCAGAAAGUCAGAGUUACUAGCCGUUACUGCUCCUUUACCCACCACCUCCACGCCGAUUUCAAAUGCGGUUCCUAAUCAGCGCCUCCACCCCCUCUCUGUGCCCAAAUCAAGCCAUCCCGCCCGCCGCGACAGACCCGAAACUUCUCCCAUCAUCCCAUGGCGACGGAGGCCAGGUCCGUUGCUCGCGCCCUGCGGCGGCCGCUGCAGCCACGGGACUCCAAUGUCGCCUCCCCUCUGGUCGCCGUCGCCGGGAAGGCGAAGACCAAGGCCAGGACGAGGCUGGCGGCGGCAACGACGCCUGCGUCACCGCCGUCGGUCAAGUCGUACAUGAAGAAGCCUGAGAGCAGGGUGGAGCUGAAAGAGGUGUCGCUGGCGGAGGAGCUGGAGAAGGCGCGGGAGCGCCGGGGCCGGCUGCGGGUGGCGAGGCAGCUGACGGAUCGGGUCCUGGACGAGCGCGACGAGGCACUGCGAUGGGAGGUCAGGGAGUGGGAGCGAAGGGCCGACGAGCAGAGGCGGCUGGUUGCAGAGCUCAUGCGGCUGAUUGGGAUGCCCGAGGUAUACACUCCAGUGGAGUCCCUGAGAUCCAAGGAGGAGAGGAAGAGAAAGGACGCGAUUUCACAUUCGGGUUCAGUGGCUUCAGCGUCUACGGCUUCAUCAUUACAGGAAGAAGUUGGAGUGAAUUCGUGUGCCCAAGAAUUGGAGGCACCAGGGACAGCAGCCACGCCGGCAACAACAUCAGUCAACACCUUUUGAAUUUGUUCCCUCCUGUCUUCUUCAAUUGUCGUUCUGAUGGUUGUGAAUGAAAUCAAAUGGCCUGUUUGAUA